GGAAGGAGAAGAGAGAUUUCUGCUUCUUCUUCACGCUGGAUCUACCAUUUGCUUCUUCUCUAAGCUAAAGAAACAAACAAAUUAAAUAUAAUCCAUCUUCUCUUCUGUUCCGCCUUCGUCAACCCAAAUACCCAAUCCCAUCCCCUAAGCCCUAACCAAAUCGGAAGGAGAUGCACGCAGACUUCUUGCUCACGAUUCGUCCAGCAGAGGAUUUGUCUUGCCUGCGUGCUAGAAUCGCCGAAUCGCUGUCUUCGUCUACCGAUGGAAGUCGUCGAUUAGUGAGGUGUUUGAUGGAGGAGUCGUUUCCCUUUACCAAAUUGGCCGCCGUCGUUCGUCUCCUCCAUCUGAUUCCCUUCAACAAAUUAGCCGCUAUUGUUGAUCUUUUUCUGAUUCGCUUCGAUGUGUUCAUCGAUCUCCUCACCGUCGCCGUCGUGUGUUGGGAAGUUGGAGAGCUCCUUGCGUCCAUCAUCCCCGACUCCCCGUCGUGAGCAGAGGACCUGAAGAAGUCAGAUCGGACGACAAGAAGAGCUUGGGUUUUCUUCUUUUUCUCCUCCCCUUCGUGUAGUGGGUCGGUGAUUGGGAUUUGGGAAUGAGAGUAGCUUUGGGGUCAGAGGGGGAGAGAAAUCAAUUAGGGGUUGGGGUGGUGGGGGUGGGGACUGGGUUGUGGACUCGGCUAUUAACGAGCUGGGCUGGGGCUGGGGUUUGUUUAUUUUUUAACAGGAUCGGGCCGGAUUAGUGGUCAUUACAACCGCAAACAGGAUUGGAUUGGUUGGGAUCUGGUUUCCAGUUACAACCGGAAUGGUUUGAACUGGCCGGUUUCUGGUUUCACUAGAAAACCGGGGCCCUAGAAGUAGGGGUACAUGGAUCGGCCCGGGUUGACAAUUUAAAUACUUACUCUAUACUGCGUCCGUCUAGAGUUUAAAAACUUGGGCUCUAGUCGUCAUUAAUUUGUGGUGUAGUUUCGUGCGAGUCAAGUUUUUGGCGCCAUUGCCGAGGACCUUACGGUCCGUUAUCAAGAAAAGGUCGCUUAGUGU
Molecule: messenger RNA, 1034 nt
Organism: Linum trigynum
Lineage: Eukaryota; Viridiplantae; Streptophyta; Magnoliopsida; Malpighiales; Linaceae
Source: the annotation of a GenBank genome assembly